ACCGUUUGGGCAGCAUGUCGAGCCGUCAUCUUUGGAUGUAUUGUGAUUGCAGUGGGGCUGGCAAUGACAGUACUGGGAUAUUUCGACAAACAAUUCUCUGAGAGAACUGAAGUCAUAGAUGGAACAGUCAGCGUCUACCAUGAUCGAGUUGUACAAUACCAGUUAAAAAGCAUGCAGUACUUAGGGCCAAUUUUAAUGGGUAUUGGUUCCUUCAUCUUAAUCAUUGCCUGCGUUGUAACUUUGGAAAGCCGAGAUAAACAUGCACAGGUGAUCACGGAAGAAUCAAUGUCAUUCAAGCGAAAACGACUUAUGUCAAUCGAGGAGCGAGCCGAAUUGUCGGCAAAUGAGGUUGUGCUAAGCAAAGACUCUCCGAUCACUCCUACUGAAGUUUCUGAAGUUCAAACAACGAACCAGUUCAGCAUAAAUACUUUGGCUGAGGUUCAUCGCCCACGCAUUUCUCCUAAUGCUCCGCUAGCGGAAAUGGACUCCCUGGUAAAUUUUUAA
Molecule: messenger RNA, 504 nt
Organism: Strongylus vulgaris
Lineage: Eukaryota; Metazoa; Nematoda; Chromadorea; Rhabditida; Strongylidae
Source: the annotation of a GenBank genome assembly